Messenger RNA from Colletes gigas, 498 nucleotides. RefSeq lists its product as uncharacterized. Lineage: Eukaryota; Metazoa; Arthropoda; Insecta; Hymenoptera; Colletidae. The annotation marks the transcript as partial. The record is from RefSeq and is a predicted model, not a curated record. The transcript has a single exon.
CGUACGAUGCAUCUAAACGCCAGUUUCGCCGUUCUGUUGUUGGCUUUGGCAGUGGCUCAGGCCGUGCCAGCUACGAGGAUCGAGAAGAAGUCUCUAACCGACGAGUUAAGCAAGGACGCGAUAGAGCUCCAGGAAGUCGACGAUGUAAACGACAACGACAGAUCCAAGAAGUCUACCUUCUUGGUGGACGUACAUCCUGCAGGAGAGAACCAAGAAUCAGCGAAAAUUUCGUUGCAAUCCGAGGGUCAAAGAGCGGUGCAAACCUUCAACUUGGUCCCCCAACAGUGUCAAACGGCUCCACAGAUUCAAACCUACAACUUCCAAUCGGCUCCUCAGCCUGUCCAGGCUAUGAGCGUCAUCCAAAGCGCCCCGAUGGUUCACCAACACUCCUACAUGAUUCCUCAGCAAGUGGUUCCACCGGUUCACACCCUGCAGAUCGUCCAACAACCUCAACCUUGCCCUCAACAGGCGUCUGUGAACAUCAUCGAGCGUCAGAUC